ACUCCUUUGACUCGCGCUAUGGCUCCACGCUUCUCCUCACCUUCGUCUCCCACCUCGCCACGGGUCCCGCCCGCUACGACUUCACUACGUCUCCCGAGUCCUUCUCUUCGACAUCAAUAAAACCCGAAUCCUCCCCCAAAUUCCAUAUCGAAGACUUCUCCUUCUCCCUAGUCUUCUCCUCGAUGGAGAUCAGCGAAUCGUCCGGAAAGCGAUCGUCGUCGACGGACUCCCUGGCUUCUUUCGGCGACGUUGCCAAUCCUGAUUUCUCCUCUGAUGACGUCGAACUUUUCCCCGCUGCAGCGGUGCAGCGCGCGGCGGUGGAUUUCUUCGCCAGAGAGGAAAAGAGUAGUCACCCAUCCAGAUCGGUCAUGACAGAUCAGGAUAUGCCCGAUCUAAAUCUGAAGAAAGAAGAUCUCGCCAUCAAUAUUGGUUUCCGAGAAUUAUUUGCUCCGAAUCAUCUGGUACUGGGUCGAGCGGCCGCGCACAUUGAGAACGAGAAUGUUAAGAACGAGUUGGAAUUGGUUCGAGCAAAGCUUGCGCGUUCGAUAGAGGAGAACCAGCGGCUGAGGGACUUGCUCACCGACAAAACCCACAAGUACGAAUCCAUGCACGAUUACUUCGUCAAGCUGUUGCAGGAUCGCGACGCGAAAUCUCAUCAGGUCGACAAUGAAAUAGUAGACGUGCGAAGAGAGGAGGAGCAAGAGCGAGCCGGCGGUGCCACCGCUGUGCCGCAGCAGUUCAUCGAGCUCCGAUCGACUUCUCGGACGCUGCCUAAGGAAGAGUCACACGACGCUAAUCUCGGUAAUCUCGACGCCGAGGAGGUGCCGAGUGCCAAAGAAAUGGUGAAGCAACAACAACCGGACCACGAAGCAAUCAUCAAGAAGGCUCGGGUCUCUGUUCGAGCUCGAUCCGAAGCAACCAUGAUAAACGACGGCUGCCACUGGAGAAAGUACGGCCAAAAGAUAGCAAAAGGAAAUCCCUGUCCUCGUGCUUAUUAUCGCUGCACCAUGGCGAGCGCAUGCCCAUGCCCUGUUCGAAAACAGGUUCAACGGUGCGCGGAGGACAGGACGGUGUUGAUAACGACCUACGAGGGAGCUCACAACCACCCGCUCCCUCCGGCCGCCACCGCCAUGGCGAGGACCACCUCGGCAGCCGUUUCCAUGUUGUUGUCCGGCUCCACGUCAUCUGCUGCCGAACAAGCAUUGAUCAAGUCUGGAAACGGCAGUCUGCUCGCUCAAGCAAUCCUGCCUAACUCCUCGUCAUCGACUUCGAGCGUCGCGAUGAUUUCUGCCUCCUCCCCUUUCCCGACCCUCACGCUCGACCUCACCGGCACUCCCUGCUCGCUUCGCCAGCAGAAGCCGCUGGCGAUGCCCCCGUUUCAACUUCAGUUUCCCAACUGCGGCAGCGCCACCGCCUCUGUUUCCUCGCCGCAGGUUAUCGGCGGCCACCACUACUCGUCCCAUUUUGCCGGGUCGCAGAUGUCAACAGGCGGCAGUGCCGGCGCGGAGAGUCUGAAGCCGAGGUCUCUAGCUGAGACAGUAAGCACCGCGACCGCUGCGGCGAUCACCAACGAUCCCAACUUCGCCGCCGCGAUCGCCGCCGCCAUCUCCUCCUACAUGCACCGUAAAGGCGAUCACGUCGGCGACGGUCAACAACAGGCGACAGGGAGUGAAUCAAAUAACAACUAUCAGCCCAUGGCGGGUCUGCUGCUUCCCCCUUCCAUUGUCGCCGUCGCUUCACCGGAAGGCCUCAAGCCAAUACGAGCCGACACGAUCAAGAUCGGCCUUGUCCACGACGCCGCCUCCACCGCCCGCCCGCUCGACGGCCUCGGCCUUACCUCAAACGCCGGCAGCCUCGCCCACUCGCCUCUCGUCUUCGAACGCAUUCCCCACCGCGACGCAUUCGCCUGGAAUGCCAUGAUCCGAGCUCUCUCUCACAGCCGCAACCCCGAAAAAGCCCUCCUUUUGUACUGCCAAAUGCCGUUCGAACCGCGGAUGAUCAAUUCAUACACCUUCCCGUUCUUGCUCAAGGCCUGCGUGGCUUCGCCGUCUGCGGACACCCGGCAAGUCCAUUGCCAUGUCGUCAAGCACGGAUUCGCCGCGGAGGUGCACACGGAGAAUGCGCUCCUCCACGCCUAUGCGAGGUCGGGGCGCGUCGACUUCGCUCGCAGGGUUUUCGAUAGAGCCGUGUUCCGAGACGCCGUCACCUGGAACUCCAUGAUCGAUGGAUACGCGAGGAGUGGCAGGCUGAACAGUGCUCGGCAACUGUUCGACUUAAUGCCGAACAGGAAUGUCGUAUCCUGGACGACGAUGAUCGCCACGUACGUCGAGAGAUGCCUCUAUAAGGAAGCCUUGGAGCUCUUCCGGGCAAUGCAACUGUCGGAAAUCAAACCGGACGUCAAGGUGCUCACUUGCGUGCUUACUGCGUCUGCCCACCUUGGUGCGUUGGAUCAAGGGAGAUGGAUUCACAAUUACGUGAGAACAAAGCGCUUGCGAUUGGAUGCUGCUCUGGGAUGUGUUCUGGUGCACAUGUAUGCAAAAUGUGGCGAACUCGAAGAAGCAAUUAGUGUGUUUACCAAAAUUACUGAGAGAAAUGUUGCUGUGUGGACUGCAAUGAUCGCAGGGUUUGCUGUUCAUGGAUUUGGAAGGAAGGCUCUUGAUCUCUUUGUUGAAAUGGAAGCUGCCGGAGUUAAACCGAAUCACAUUACCUUCACCAGUGUGUUGACAGCAUGCAGUCACGAAGGAUUGGUGGAGGAGGGAAUAGCCAUCUUCACAAAGAUCACAAGAGGUUACAAUAUGAGCCCAUCGAUGGAGCACUACGGAUGUAUGGUUGAUCUCCUCAGCAGAGCAGGAAUGUUCAAGGAAGCAGAGGACUUGAUCUAUAAAAUGCCUUUCAGACCAAAUGUUGUGGUCUGGGGAGCACUGGCCAAUGGCUGUCGGAUUUACAAAAACGUUGAACUCGGGAAGCGUGUGGGGAAGAUAUUAAUUGAACUGGAACCUGAACAGAGUGGUCGAUAUAUGCAGUUGGCUGGCAUUUUUGCAGCGGAAGGUAGGUGGAAUGAAUCCAUGGCAAUGAGGAAGCUGAUGAAAGAAAAGGGAGUUCCCAAGCUUCCCGGGCGCAGUUCAAUCAGCGUGAAGGGAAGCAUUCAUGAGUUCAUUGUUGGAGACCGAUCACAUCCUCAGACAAAAAGAGAUUUAUGCGGAGUUGGAGAGAAUUUUGACAAGGUUGAAGGAGGAAGGAUAUGUUCCAUGUAUAGAUAAUUUGUUGCUGGAUUUGGAGGGGAAAGAGAAUGAGACUGCAACUGGAUGGCACAGUGAGACAUUGCCACUGCAUUUGGAUUCAUUAGCACUGAACCAGGAACAUCAAUUCGGAUAGUGAAAAAUCUAAGAGUGUGUUCCAAUUGUCAUACUGUGAGCAAGGUCAUUAGCAAGGUUAAUGCAAGAGAGGGUGAGGUUCCAUGUAUUUGUAAAUGGCACUUGUUAAUGUAAAGAUUAUUGGUGAGUUUUGC
Messenger RNA from Zingiber officinale, 3508 nucleotides. RefSeq lists its product as uncharacterized. The transcript is spliced from 7 exons. The coding region runs from base 183 to 3260 and encodes 1025 amino acids. NCBI's taxonomy places the organism in Eukaryota, Viridiplantae, Streptophyta, Magnoliopsida, Zingiberales, Zingiberaceae. Gene Ontology annotation, molecular function: sequence-specific DNA binding; RNA binding; DNA-binding transcription factor activity. The record is from RefSeq and is a predicted model, not a curated record. Gene Ontology annotation, biological process: RNA modification; regulation of DNA-templated transcription.